Didymosphaeria variabile is the source of this 777-nucleotide messenger RNA. RefSeq lists its product as uncharacterized. Gene Ontology annotation, biological process: fungal-type cell wall polysaccharide metabolic process. The record is from RefSeq and is a predicted model, not a curated record. Lineage: Eukaryota; Fungi; Ascomycota; Dothideomycetes; Pleosporales; Didymosphaeriaceae. Bases 1 to 777 code for a protein of 258 amino acids. Gene Ontology annotation, cellular component: fungal-type cell wall. The transcript is spliced from 2 exons.
AUGCUUCAAUCUUCCCUCGUUUUGGCCCUGGCUGGCCUUGCCUCUUUCUCUACUGCUGCUCCAACGGCCUUCAAGCGUGGUGCUGGCAAGCGUGGUCUUGGUUUCGCGAAGAAUGCCCAGGAUAAGGCUAACAUGUUCACUGGCUCCGGUCAGGUGACUUGGGCCUAUGACUGGGAAGCUCGCGCUACUGAUGCCCCAGGAUUUGGCGUCCCCGGUGUGGAAUUCGUUCCUAUGUUGCACGAUGGUGGCGACAUGUUCGCGGGUGCUUUCCCCAGCGACUGCCAGGGUGCCCUUGAUGCCGGUGCUAAGCACAUCUUGAGCAUCAACGAGCCCGACAUCUGCGGCAACGGCGGAACCUGCAUGAGCGUCGACGACACCGUGAAGGCCCACAGGAACCUGGUCCAGCCUUUCGCCGAUUCCCACCCCGACGUCACCAUCGUCUCCCCGGCCUACAGCAACGCCGGUGUCGACGCCAUGAACCAGUUCCUUGGCGCCUGCACUGGCUGCAGGAUCGACCACAUCGCCACUCACUGGUAUGGCCCUGAUGACGUUGAAGCCUUCAAGGCCCACGUCAGCAACGUCCACGACAUCACCCAGAAGCCCAUCUGGGUCACCGAGUUCCAGGCUCAGUCCGGUGAUACUGAGAAGUUCAUGCGUGAUGCCAUCACUUGGCUCGACAACCAGGACUGGGUCUACCGCUACGCUUACUUCUCGGUUGAGGCUUCCAUGACCAACGGCAUGUCGCUCAACAACUUGGGCAACAUCUUCUCCCAGUAA